Anarrhichthys ocellatus (wolf-eel) is the source of this 992-nucleotide messenger RNA. Its product is annotated as Golgi apparatus membrane protein TVP23 homolog A. Gene Ontology annotation, cellular component: Golgi membrane. The record is from RefSeq and is a predicted model, not a curated record. The coding region runs from base 163 to 762 and encodes 199 amino acids. Lineage: Eukaryota; Metazoa; Chordata; Actinopteri; Perciformes; Anarhichadidae. The transcript is spliced from 6 exons. Gene Ontology annotation, biological process: vesicle-mediated transport; protein secretion.
GCUUUGCUUUACACAUCUACGACAUUGACAGCAAUGGGUAUCACCGUGGUACCAAUGGGUUUCUGUCUGCCUCUAAAUGUAUUGUGUUCGUCUGCGUCGUAUCAGCUAGGAUGAUGUUGGAUGAUUUAAUCCUGUUGUGUUUUGUCAUUGCUUCCUCAGACGAUGGCGGAUGACACGGAGGAUGUUGAGCUGGACUUUGCUGCUGACGAGCAGGAGAGCGCGCGGAGAAGCGCAGUGAUAAGACACCCCCUCGCCUCCUUUUUCCACCUGUUCUUCCGGGUGGUUGCCAUUGUCGCCUAUUUGCUCUGUGACUGGAUCAGCGAGAACUUUGCAUGGUGUUUUGUCCUGAUCAUCACUCUGCUCUCUUUUGACUUCUGGUCUGUCAAGAAUGUGACCGGCAGGCUGCUGGUUGGCCUGCGUUGGUGGAAUCAGAUCGACGAGGAUGGAAAGAGCCUCUGGGUGUUUGAGGCUAAAAAAGCCUCCCUGGGCAAUAACAAUGGGACAGAGGCAGAGGCGAGGAUAUUUUGGCUGGGUCUCAUCAUCUGUCCUCUCAUAUGGACAUUCUUCUUCUUCACCUCCCUCUUCUCCCUGAAGAUUAAAUGGCUGUCACUUGUGGUUGCUAGCAUUUCCCUCCAAGUGGCUAAUCUCUAUGGGUACCUUCGCUGCAAGGCAGUGGGAGAGGAUGGCCAGCCUGCAGACAUCCGCUCUUUCUCGGGGCAGCACCUCCUGCAGCGUCCAGACAUCAUCUUCGGAAUACUAUGAAGAUUACCUCAGCCGCUCUGCUGUGUGCGUGCGUGUGUGUGUGUGCGUGUGCGUGAGAGAGAGACGGAGAUAGAUGAGAGCUGCCUCAUCUCCAAAGUUCCCACAAACUGCAUCUACUUGAAUGGCCGUAUGCCUCGUGCAUGCCUUAUGCUGCUGACUGUUCACUUCACAUGUUGCCCAUGGAUCAGUCUGGCUAUUAUGUCAAUAAAAGAUAAGUGCAUUUAAAUGUA